GAAGGUAGAAUUAUUUUAAAAAAUUACUGUACGGUCAUAAGGAAUAAAAAUCGGAUCCCCAAACCCGCUAUCCAGUAUCCAACCCGCAAUUCCCUCGCAUGUUUUCAUGUCUCCAUCUUUGCCGCUUAGUCUCUGCAACCAUCGAAAAUGUCCAAAUCCGGCUUCAAUCUCCCUCGCAACAACUCGCUCAUGACUCAGGACCAGCUCAUCGACUCGCUCACCUCCCACAUCUCUCUCUACCAUUCUCACUCUCUCCCUUCUUCAAACCCCAACCCCAACCCCAACCCCAACCCAAGGUCCUCCAUUCUCAAAUGGUUCUCCUCUCUCAGCCUCCACCAGCGUCAAGCUCACCUCACGGUCGUCGAACUCGAAAUUUGUCCAGGUUCUCAUUCAGAUGCUCGGAACAGUACGCACGCGCGGUCACGGCCUCUUCAUAGUCCUCCCGGACCUGCCCACGCGCGACCUUCCAGGCCUCUGCUCCAAGAAGUCACGUGGCCUCCUGUCUAGGGUUGCCGAGUCGAACCGGUCGGAGAGGAGAAUAUUUGAGGCAACUCGGUUGUUCAAUUCGAGGGAAGGUGAGAGAAUCGAGGAGUGCUCGUGUUCAGUGAAGGAUAUGGAUUCCCUGACCGUGAGCGAGGACUUGGUGGAGAAUUUGGAUAGGUUCGUGGAGGCCAUGGAUGGAAUUUCUAACGGAAGCUUCUUGAGAGGCGAAGAGAGUAGUGAAUUGGGAUCGGAUUGGGUAGAAUUGGAGUGGUUGAAAGCAAAAGGGUAUUACAGUAUUGAAGCAUUUGUGGCCAACGGGCUAGAGGUGGCUCUGAGGUUGGCGUGGCUAAAUAACAACACUAAUAAUAAGAAGAAAAGAGGGGUGAAAUUGAAAGAAAAAGCAAAUGCCGUGGGAGUGGCUGCGAAUGUGUAUUGGAGGAAAAAGGGUUGUAUGGAUUGGUGGCGGAAUUUGGAUAUUACAACUAGGGGAAAACUCUUGACUGCGGUCUUGGGAAAAAUAGCUAAAUAUUUGCUUAAGUUCGAUCCUCUUAUAUUUUCAGACUCUAUGAGAUUCUGAAGGGGACCAAUGGUGCA
Messenger RNA from Ziziphus jujuba (common jujube), 1077 nucleotides. RefSeq lists its product as uncharacterized. The transcript is spliced from 2 exons. The record is from RefSeq and is a predicted model, not a curated record. Lineage: Eukaryota; Viridiplantae; Streptophyta; Magnoliopsida; Rosales; Rhamnaceae. Bases 395 to 1060 code for a protein of 221 amino acids.